AUGUCGGCGCUCCUCAACAACACUCAGAACGGCGUUAGUUUCCGCGGUGGAGACAACUACGUUUGGCAGUACGAGUACUACGACGACGAGGAGCCCGUGUCUUUUGAAGGUCUGAAGGCACAUCGCUACUCGAUUGUUAUAGGGUUCUGGGUUGGCCUGGCUGUGUUUGUCAUCUUCAUGUUCUUCGUCCUCACUCUCCUGACCAAGACUGGGGCUACGCAUCAAGAACACCCAGAGGGCUUUGUGAAAUCAGUGCGUGUGGGCACUUGCAUGGUGGACAUGGGCACCCAGGCGUUUUGUCGCCCCCUACCGGCCAACUCACACUCCUCUCCUUUUCAUUGCUGGUCACAGGACCAGACUGCCAAUCAAACACCAGACGUCAUCACCCUCGGCAAGCUUAUUGGCUGUAGUCCUGGUGGGGUUGUUGCCGACGGUGACCUCCUGUCUGAGUUCAACAUUCCAAAUGUCGUGUUGACAUCUAAUCCUGAGUUGAGCGUCGCUGAUGAUGACUUACUUCUCUCUGAGCCGCCAGUUAUCAUUGAGGACCAGUCACAUGCCUCUACCCAGGCACACAUGUUCCACUGAGGACCAGCCCUUUAUUUGAA
Messenger RNA from Sardina pilchardus (European sardine), 605 nucleotides. Its product is annotated as melanocortin-2 receptor accessory protein 2A-like. Gene Ontology annotation, molecular function: corticotropin hormone receptor binding; type 4 melanocortin receptor binding; signaling receptor regulator activity. NCBI's taxonomy places the organism in Eukaryota, Metazoa, Chordata, Actinopteri, Clupeiformes, Clupeidae. The record is from RefSeq and is a predicted model, not a curated record. Bases 1 to 585 code for a protein of 194 amino acids. The transcript has 3 exons. Gene Ontology annotation, biological process: regulation of adenylate cyclase-activating G protein-coupled receptor signaling pathway; protein localization to plasma membrane. Gene Ontology annotation, cellular component: plasma membrane; endoplasmic reticulum.